Molecule: messenger RNA, 610 nt
Organism: Mizuhopecten yessoensis (Yesso scallop)
Lineage: Eukaryota; Metazoa; Mollusca; Bivalvia; Pectinida; Pectinidae
Exons: 2
Coding region: 35-610 (191 amino acids)
Source: RefSeq, a predicted model, not a curated record
AUUUGGAUUGGAAGCCUCCUCUACGCACUAAAGAAUGGCGGACACGGACAGAGAUUCGACUGCACCUACGAGUCGGUGCAUCUGUAAACAAAUCGAUGUCUAUAAACACAGACGCUACCAUAACAGCGAAAACAAGUUGAUCGGUACGUUUUGUACUAAAUGUAAGACAGAGAAUCUAACAAAGGAAUAUGUAGUGCGCGUCAAAGACGAUGAGGAUACAAAGGAGUAUGGUGAAAUGCAAGAGAUGCUAUCAAGGCCUCUCCCAAACCAUAGUGAGAUCAAGGCAUUCCAAGUUCGAAGUUCCAAAACAAAAGUUGACCUGACACAUUUUGCUGACAUACUGAAGCCAGGCGACCAAAUCUCCUGGCAAGGACGGUACUUCUUCUGGCACCACGCCAUUGUCUCAGAAGUUAUUGCUGAGACGAGCGAGUUAAUGUUGAUUCACUGGAACAAGGAGGACGGCCGCAUCAAAAUCAUCCGUAGCCGUUACAACGUGGACCCGAAUGAAAAUAAACUAUUUAACAAGAUGUACCGUAUUGACUAUUCGGAGGAAAUUACAAAGGCCAAUGACCAAGAACUGGUGUUGGCGAGAGCUCGGUCCAGGNGUUGA